AUGAAUUCACGACCUAUGAAGCACAUCGAUCGCGAGGAUCUCUACACCAACCUCGAAGCUCGCGUUCAAUACCUUCACUCCUUCCUCGACUUCUCAAGCCGCGAUAUCGAGGCUCUCAUCACUGGCGCAAAAUACGUCAAGGCUCUUAUUCCCGCCGUCGUCAACAUCGUCUACAAGAAACUCCUCCAAUACGAUAUCACCGCCCGUGCUUUCACCACACGCAGUACCUCCUUCGAAGGUCCCCUCGAUGAGAUACCAGACGAGAACAGUCCCCAGAUUCUGCACAGAAAGAUGUUUCUGCGCGCUUACCUUAUGAAGCUGUGCUCGGACCCUAGCAAGAUGGAGUUUUGGGAGUAUCUCGACAAAGUUGGAAUGAUGCACGUCGGUCUUGGUCGCAAGCACCCUCUCCACAUCGAAUACGUGCAUCUCGGCGUCUGCCUUGGCUUCAUUCAAGAUAUCAUGACAGAAGCUAUCCUCUCGCAUCCUCGUCUACAUAUCCAGCGCAAGACAGCCCUCGUAAAGGCUUUGAACAAGGUCAUCUGGAUCCAGAACGAUCUCAUGGCCAAAUGGCACGUCAAGGACGGUUCCGAGUUCGAGGUUGGAGACUCUGAUAUCGAGAUCGAGAGCGAAGGUUAUCUACACGGAAAGCGUAUCAUUGGCGAUGCUGGCGGUUCCAGUUCUGAUGAUGAAACUUCAGAGCAAGCGCCUCCAUCAAGAAUCCCGCAUCCUAAUGGUGCGUCGGGUGGAGGAGUGUGUCCCUUCUCUGGGAUGGGUGCUCCAGCUGAGGACCAGUGA
Molecule: messenger RNA, 795 nt
Organism: Fusarium coffeatum
Lineage: Eukaryota; Fungi; Ascomycota; Sordariomycetes; Hypocreales; Nectriaceae
Exons: 3
Coding region: 1-795 (264 amino acids)
Molecular function (GO): heme binding; oxygen binding
Source: RefSeq, a predicted model, not a curated record